AUGGGGAAGGGACCCUUGGAGCGGAAGCUCCAGUUUGAAAAGAAGAACAAAGAUCUCGUCAAGCUUCCCAAAUAUGCAACGGUCGAGAAGCGCCCCAUACCCCAUGCACCAGUUGCAUCUCCCUACGCCGGAGCCUCUGUUCCUAAGAUCGUCUACGUCUCGAGCAGUACGCCAUUCAUGAGCGCAGUCAAGCGCAUCCAGAAACUACUCCUCCAAGCCGAGAAGCGCGCUACGGCAAACAUCAACCUAGAGGACACGCGCAAAAAUGAGAAGCAAAAGCUUGCAGAACUGGCUAAUAUCUCCUCCAAGCGAGAGGAAAUUUUCGUGAAGGCGACGGGCCGUGCUAUCGAGAAAGCGCUCAAUGUCGGCAAAUGGUUCGAAGAGAAGGAGACAGAGUAUUCGGUUCGCGUGAAGACUGGAAGUGUCAUCGUUGUUGAUGAUGUCGUUGAGGAUGAGGACAAGAAGGAGCAAGAGGAGCAAAAGCGUCAACGGCAGGAGGAGCAACCUCCUGCUUCGGAAUCCAAGUCGGCUGCGAAAAAGAGGAAGCGUCAAGCUGCUGCUGCUGUGAAUCCUGAUGCUGAAAUUCCCGAGAGCCGUACACGGUGGGUUAAAAUGGUUGAGGUUGCUGUCAGUCUGAAGUGA
Messenger RNA from Penicillium antarcticum, 642 nucleotides. Its product is annotated as ribonuclease P subunit p20 family protein. Gene Ontology annotation, cellular component: ribonuclease MRP complex; nucleolar ribonuclease P complex. NCBI's taxonomy places the organism in Eukaryota, Fungi, Ascomycota, Eurotiomycetes, Eurotiales, Aspergillaceae. Gene Ontology annotation, molecular function: RNA binding. The transcript is spliced from 2 exons. The coding region runs from base 1 to 642 and encodes 213 amino acids. Gene Ontology annotation, biological process: rRNA processing; nuclear-transcribed mRNA catabolic process, RNase MRP-dependent; tRNA 5'-leader removal. The record is from RefSeq and is a predicted model, not a curated record.